Mycosarcoma maydis (corn smut) is the source of this 3057-nucleotide messenger RNA. RefSeq lists its product as uncharacterized. Gene Ontology annotation, molecular function: ubiquitin-protein transferase activity. The record is from RefSeq and is a predicted model, not a curated record. Bases 1 to 3057 code for a protein of 1018 amino acids. NCBI's taxonomy places the organism in Eukaryota, Fungi, Basidiomycota, Ustilaginomycetes, Ustilaginales. The transcript has a single exon.
AUGAACGGCGCGAACACCUCUGCGCGUCCUGCAUGGGGUGCCAAGAAGAGCGGCGCCUCUGCUCCACCGACAGAAUCAUCUUCGCGCGAACCCACGCCAUCAUCAUCAUCGUCGUCGUCGGCAUUUCCACCUCUAUCAUCACCACUAUCACGGCGUGGCUCAGCUCGUCCCAGUCCUUCGCCAUUAAGCAGCGACUCGUCGCUCAUCUCGAGCUCCUCCUUCAAUCCGUAUCCGACUCGUAGACAGGAGCUCGCCCUCCGUGCCGCCAGCCAUGGCACACGCAAACGCUCGCAUAUCACCCGCACCGAUCCGUCCACCUCGCGCAUUCACUCCUUGAUCGAAAACUCAUAUGACGAAGACGAUGCUAUCAUGCAUAACUACACUGAAGACGACGACAAUGAUGGUCAAGUGUCGUCGCGUGGCGCAACCAUGUCGUCAAUCGUCUUCCGCGAUUUGUCCACCUCUACUUCGACAGGUGCAUCCAGCUUGCCUUGGCAACAAGGUAGCUUGAGUCCAGGCUUGGCCAUGUUUGCAACGACAACGUUUGGCGGAGAGCCACUGAGAGUGCUAGCCAACGUAGACGAAGAGUUGGGCGCAGCACAUAUGGGGCCGAGGAUCUACAAGCGGCACAAUCAGAAACAUGUGCGUAACAAGGUCAAGGCCAAGAUUGAUGCGAGUCACACGGUUGGUAUGCGAAAUGCUCCGGAACUACCGAUGCAAACGAGCGCUGAGCGCAUCCGCCCAAUGCCGGGGGAUUCUCCAUCGCAAGCAAGGGCGGGCAUGACGACGGGGGAGCAAGAAUAUUUGAGACGAGUCGACUUGCCGAAAUUGGUCGACGAGUGUAGGCGGUGUCACAACAUAACGGCCAUUCAGCGGAGAGCUGCUGAUGAUAAGGCAUCCUCGUCUAGCGACCAAGAGAUGGCACCGUUCUUGACAUUGCUGGCAGCGAUCAAGCUUAGACUUGCCGACCCUGGGACGUGGGUUUCUUCGAGCCGGCAUGCUAUCAUUUCGGACGAUCUUCUGCCCAUCGGGCUCCAAGGACACUCUCCUAUCGACUUUUCCUUUCUGCCUCCUCACAUGCUCGUUGGAUUGCGCCAAUCUGUAUUGCAAGGCCUUAGCCAUCUUCUGGAUGCAUUACUGGAAUCGAUGCGACACGAACUCGUUGAAACGCUCUCUCGACUUCUUCGCAUGCGCUCAUUGCGUCCUACGAGCACCGAAAAUGCGGAUUUGAAAUCUACACUUCAGCAAACGUUUCUGCGAAUUCUCGAAAUAUUUGACCGUCUGCCCGUUGGAUCAAGCAUGACACCUGUUGAGCUGCUUUCCGACGUCUUGAAGCUCAUUAAUGCAGAAACAGGUUCAGACGCGCUCGUUGACCUAGUCGGCGAACUUGUCGGGCUUUGCGGUCAACAGAUGUCUUCCGAUCCGUCGAUACUCACCGAGACGCAGGAUCGAACGCUCGUCACCGCUGCAUCGUUCCUCUCGUUGUGCUUCACACUCAACUCCUCUCGACCGGCCCGUACGCGCUUGCCGGCGCAUGCGUUUUACUGCACAGUCCUCGACUUGGCUCCCUUUGUCGAGCAUUUCAUCCACCAUGUUGCUUCGCUCGUCCAUUCCGGCGCGACUCCCACAGCAGGAUUGGCUAGGUUCAACAUUUGCGCUUGGCCGUUCCUGCUCUCACUCGGCGCCAAGGUCCGAAUCCUGCAGUUCGAGAAUGAAGUUCGCCUCAGUCGCACACGCGUUCGUGAGUCUUGUCAAGCUCAGCGCUUUACUCUUGGCUCGUCCAAGGAGGACGAGAAAGCAGAGCUAGUGGUGAUGCCGAACAGUCUCAACCUUCGAAUCGAUAGGCAUGCAGCAUGGCGCCAAAGCAGAACGCUGCUGCUACAGCUUCUCGAAUCAGGUGCGCACGUGCGUGGGCUCAGAGUGGAAUUUGCCGGCGAGCAAGCGGCGGAUGGAGGUGGACCGGCUCGCGAGUGGUUUGCUACCGUCGCUUCCAACUGUUCGUUUCGGGAUGUACUAGGUCCACACGGCUGGUUCAUCGCUACUUGCCCGGUUCAGGAAAAGGAGAGCCAAGACGCGGCUGCAUUUCUCGGCAUGCUGCUCGCGCUUGCAGCGUUACACACGACCAAACUCGCGCUUCCUUUCUCGCUGCCAUCUGUAGCAUUCAAGAUCGCCAACGCGCCCAAGCUCGAACAAGUGCAGCUAACACCGGUCGAUCUGGAGUUUGCCGACCCAGCACUGGCAAAGAGUUUGCAAUCUGUGCUGGAUUGGACCCUGACAGAUCAGGGUAGAGAACAAGACGCGGACAAACUGUUUGACAGCACCUUCUCGCUCAGUUGGAGUACCAACAUCUGGACAGCGCAAGACGGGGUCAAAACGGUAGAUUUGAUUCCCGGCGGAAGGCAUCGCGCUGUCAAGGUGCGCGAGAGGCGCGAGUUUGUUUCCAAGCUGAUCUCGCGCGUUCUCAUAGGCUCGGUGAGUGAACAGGUGAUGGCUUUCCGAGAUGGCUGGCAGAGCAUCAUGGCUUCUCACUGGCUCAGCGGAGCACCCGCAGCUGGCGUCAAGUCUGCAUCAGACGUUCUGAGCAGAGGCGGUGCAGCUCUCUCGCUCUUCAGUCCGGAAGAGAUCAACCAGGCAAUCGUAUCGGUCGCCUCGUCGUCCACCGCUGACCUUGCAACCGCGUUAGACGUAGCCGAUAUCAAAGUUUCUACCGAACUCAUCCUUGCCACUUCUGCUGACAGAGACCGAGGAGCGCGAGUGGCAGAAUGGUUCUGGACCACGUGGUCCACCUUGGCUCCUCAUCGUCAGCGUCGAUUGCUAGCCUUUAUCACGGGCGCGCAAGACGUACCUGCAAGCGGAGCUAGAGGAAUCGGACUGCGUAUACACCUCGUCAAUCCUAGUGUCGAUGACGCAACAGAUGGCGACGCACGAUCGUGGCCAUUGCCUUGGUCUUCCACGUGUACAUCUACGCUCUUCCUACCCGUGUAUCCGGCCAAGCAGGUUUUGGAGGACAAGCUGAACGUCGCUAUCGAGCAUUAUCAAGGUUUUGGGCUGCGCUGA